AUGACUCAAGAGUUGUUCUUCGAAGUUCGUCGUCAAAAGAUUCAUGUUUAUCUCGACGCAGAUGAGACUCAGACUGUGAUGGACCUCAAAAGAAUGGUAUCUGGUAUCACCGAGGAAUCAAUUAACGACAUGGAAUUGUGGAAGCUUGAUGAAGAAGGUCGCAAAACUCAAGUUCUACACGAUACCGCCACUUUGGCAGAAUGUGGAUAUACAUCCAGCAAUGCCAAGGCCCAAUCACCGGCCUGUCUGGGAUACCGUCUCGUUUCAGUGGAUGAUCAACUCGAAAUCAUCGAUGUCUCAACUCCGCCACCGAUUCCAGAUACGAUGCGCCAAGAAGCUGCUCCACAAGAUUAA
This is a messenger RNA of Caenorhabditis remanei, 354 nucleotides long. RefSeq lists its product as uncharacterized. The record is from RefSeq and is a predicted model, not a curated record. Bases 1 to 354 code for a protein of 117 amino acids. The transcript has 3 exons. Gene Ontology annotation, cellular component: VCB complex; elongin complex. NCBI's taxonomy places the organism in Eukaryota, Metazoa, Nematoda, Chromadorea, Rhabditida, Rhabditidae. Gene Ontology annotation, biological process: transcription elongation by RNA polymerase II.